AUGUCGACAUUCCCAUGCCUCGAUUUCGAUUUGAAGACGCCCGCUUGCGUAGAAUGGAGAUCGGGCGACGCGGCGCAGUAUCUGGUCGACCCUGAUCCGCAACGAGGCCGUGUGACGUUCGAGAGCCGGUUCUCCCAGGAGACGUCGUCGGCAUGUUUUCAACUGCAUUGUCCCAUCAGAGUGAAAGGAAUCGAAUCUCAAUCCCACAUCAUCGGCUUGAUCCACACACAUUCCAUCGCCUUGUUCAACUACGACGAGAACCCAGAGGUUCCCGAGAUAGUGCGAAAGAAACUCAACUGUAGAGCUAUCCGAUUGCAUUUCGAUCUCCGUCGACCUCUCGAUCUUGUUGCUUCAACCGCAGCAACCGAACCUGUGCAGCCAAGGAAGCGGUUAUCUGGCCAAGCUUUCGAUUCUCUACGUUCGCUCGGCAAAUCGACAGCUCUGGAUGUUUACAUUUCAGCAAGAGAUGUUUCUCAAGCCAAGCUGUCGGCUAUCCGCGAAGCUGUCGCUCAAAACACUCUGCAACCACUCGACUCUGAUACCCAAGCUGCUCUGGCUUCACUAUAUGGCGGGAAGGGAGGCAAGAUUAUUAGCCUUCCUCCGCCGCCACACAACUCGUCUGCACUGCCAAAUGAUGAGCCCCCGUCAUACGCCGACCUAGAACCCCCUCCUCCUCCCGACCUCGAACCAUCUUCACUUUCCAAAUCCCCACCGUCCGUCGGCCCUUCAAUAGGGAGAAAUGAUAAAAAGCGACGCCGACUUAGCGAUUCAAGUACUUCAUUGGAGAUCAACAAUAAUAACGAUGUUUGGGCUGCGUUUUCCUAUAUGCGCAAGGAGAUGCAUAGACUAGCAAAGCGCGUUGAGCGACUUGAGAAAGAGAACAAGGAUCUUAAAGAGGAACUUGAGGACCUGCGCACUAGCUGUGAGAAAGCUAUCGAUACCAUAGAUGCGGAUGGGGUGGCUCUACUUGAAGUGCAUGAAGAUCUUGAUGAGCUGAAAGUGCAUGUUGAUUUCCUCUCUAACGGCGGAUUGGAUAGUGAUGCCGAAGGACAUCUUGUCGAAACAGUUAAGAACUCUGUACUCACACAUAUUCUAGAGAAUGGUUAUAAUACGAAGAUAACGAUUGAAAAGAGCUAA
Messenger RNA from Trichoderma aggressivum f. europaeum, 1137 nucleotides. RefSeq lists its product as uncharacterized. The transcript has a single exon. NCBI's taxonomy places the organism in Eukaryota, Fungi, Ascomycota, Sordariomycetes, Hypocreales, Hypocreaceae. The coding region runs from base 1 to 1137 and encodes 378 amino acids. The record is from RefSeq and is a predicted model, not a curated record.